Styela clava is the source of this 2591-nucleotide messenger RNA. The record is from RefSeq and is a predicted model, not a curated record. NCBI's taxonomy places the organism in Eukaryota, Metazoa, Chordata, Ascidiacea, Stolidobranchia, Styelidae.
AUUCAUAUAUCAGUAUAUACACUUCAAUUCUAUAAGGAAAAUGACUAAGCACCGUAAAUUAAAACAUGCCUAUAAAGCAAUACUCGAAAGCAACAAAAUACGAACCUCACAACAACAAGACCCAAAAGGAAUAGCAACUAAAGGAAAAAUUUCACAGGCAAGCCUUGAAUUUACGGACACAGGAUUAACUCUGGGAUUUCCAUCUAUGUUCUUAUCAAUUUUCGGUUCAAAAUCUGUGCAAUCAUUAUACACUUUUAAUCUGAAUCCUACAACUGCAGAAGUUGCUCGUCGGAAAUUUCAACAUCUUUCUGCUAUAUUUUUUACAAGAUGCUCAUACCAGGCCCAAGGUGGUGCCAUUACUCCCAUUCUUUCCACAAAGAAGGUGAAUAAUCUUUAUGAUGCUGGAACUCUACCAUGUUACGGCCCAAAAGGACUUGAUAAAUCUAUACGAAAGUUAUACUCAUAUCUUCUUUCUCCUUUAAUAAGAGAACGUUUUUUUGCAAGGGUACCGAUUUAUGAAAAAGAAUCAGAAUUUACUGAUGAUAAUAUUCAUGUUAAAAAAAUAUUCCUGAAUCCUGAAUUUGCUGGUGAAGAUACAGAUGUUCAUUUUCGCCAUCCUACUUCAUGUUAUAUUUGUCAAAUCAAGAAUUUUCCUAUGGUCGUCAACGUUGAGGAAUACAACAGGGUACGGCAAUCUGUAACAGAUAUAGACAAUUUAGUAAAUGUUGAACUAGAGAAAGUAUCUAAGCCAAUGAAACCUUACACACCCAUAAUUAUCUUGAUUGACUGUCCAACCCCAGAACAUUUUAAAAGUUUAUCUGAAAAUCUUGAAUUGGAAAAUUAUUUCGCAACGACUGGAAGCAUGACUCCAUCGUUAGUCGCACAUAUAACUCCUGAAAAUAUUCUCACAUCUCAAGAAUAUCAAAACUGGAUCAAAAAGUUUGGUCAAUCUUGUAAUCAUAUAAUUCUUAGUGAAAAAAACAAGCCUUAUUAUGACGGUACUAAGUGUGAGCAGAUUUUAACUUUCAAUAAAAUUUCAAGUCAGAUGUUUCCUUCUGUACAACAGAAGUACUUUGCCCGCCAGAAGCAAGAUAAUAUUGAAAUGCUGGAGGCAAGAUAUGGAUUAAGAUUUACUAUGCAAUAUGGAAAUGGGAACUUUAAAUUUGAUGAUGUUAUUUGUGAAGAAAAAUUCAAGGAAAUUUCUACUGAAGUUGAGGAGGUAUUCAAGCCUGAGAAUGAUGUCAUCCGAAAAGUUCAGCAGGAAAUUGGCAUUUUGAGGGAUAUUGGUGACGAACACUACUUUCCUCGUAUUGUGGUGUUAGGUUCUGGGUCAAUGAAAGAUCAUGAGAAACGUUGUCAACCGGCAUUUUUAUUUAUGAUCAAUAAGGAUUGUUCCAUCAUCCUCGACUCUGGUGUGCACACACUUAUGCAACUUUAUGUCAAUUUUGGUGACAAAACGGAAGAUGUUUUAUCAACUAUCAAGCUCAUAUUUAUUUCCCACAAGCAUUUGGAUCAUGUUUCAGGAUUUUUCACCUUGUUGGAUAAAAUAGUGAGAGUCAGGCAAAAACGGAACAUAUCAGAAAAAGUGAUUUGUCUAACCCCGCUUCAUUUGGGAUUAUUUUUCGAGGAAUAUUCAAGAGAAUAUGAACCAAAUAUCUAUGAAAAUACAGAAUUUUUUGCUGUAGAAGAUGUCUGGAACAAAUCCAAAUUGGAUUUGAAUUUUUUAAUAAAUGUACAAAAAACUGUUGGUGUGAAACACCUAAUGCCAAUACCAGUUAAUCAUAGUAUUCAAACCUAUGGUAUUAGUAUUGUUACUCAAUGUGGAAAGAAGAUUUUGUAUACAUCUGACACUUUGCCAAUGGCAAGGCAUGUUAUUCAACAAGGAAAGAACGUAGACCUUUUAAUCCAUGACUGCUUAUAUGUACACGAUGAUUGGGAAAUGGAUGCAAGAAUUCGCAAACACAGUUAUUUGAGUGGAGUAAUAGAUACUGCUGAAGCUACUAAUGCCAAAUUCACUUUAUUGACCCACUUUAGUCCUAUUUUGCCAAUGCUUCCUGUCUUGAAUCUUCCUUCUGAAUACAAAGACAAGAUGGCGUGCGCUUUUGAUAAUCUUUCAAUCAGCUUACAUGAUCUUCCCAAGCUUACAAAACUUGAACCAGCAUUGCGUGCUGUAUACAGGGAAUCUCUAGAAAAAUUUGAAGAACGACUGGUCAUGCAACGAUUUAAGCGCAACAGAUUUAAAGAAGAAGUCCAAAACCUGGUUGAUAUUAUUUAAAUAUCCAAUUGAUCACUUUGAUCAGACCAAAAUGAGCUGUGAAUACAGACUGUUUUUAUAUUUCAACAUUGUUCCUACAAUGUCCCUGUGAUCAUUGUGCUGCACGAUGCUUCAUUAGUUUCGAGCAUGUUAUACUGUACUGCCUGCCAAUACAACUUUAUUAAAAUAAAAAUGUUUCAGGAAGCUGUUGAUCUCAGCCAGAUUAUUCUUGUUGAUGGAAAAUUCAUCAGUUUUGUGGUAAUUUGCGUUUGAAUGCAAUUUUAAGUAAUUUGCGGAACACUAUAUUUCAUUUAAUAAAGCGCUAUUUUCCAACUCA